CUCUUGGCGCGCGUGCGCAGGACGGUUAGCGGAAGCCGGCGGCGCGGCGCUGAAUAUCGCGCGUGGGGUCCGCGGGGCCUCCCGUCGAUGAGGCUACAGAAGUGCUAUACCUGGAACCAGUAAUGGGCUGGAUGAGAGCCAGAUUAAAGUUUAAUUUCAACACAUUGAAGAUUCUGUAGGUUGAUUUUUCCCCUUUCAGUGUGGGACAAACUGUGAUCAGAUUAUGUACAAUGGGACUACGAAUUCAUUUUGUUGUUGACCCUCAGGGCUGGUUCUGUAUGGGCCUGAUAAUCUUUGUCUGGCUUUACAAUAUUCUCUUCAUUCCAAAAAUUAUCCUCUUUCCACACUACGAAGAAGGGCAUAUAUCUGCAGCUGCUAUACUAUGCUACUAUCUAUUUUCAUUGUUCUGUAUUGCCUCAUUGUUAAGAGCUUCGGUAGCUGAUCCAGGGAGAUUACCUGAAAGCCCAAAGAUACCAAUUACAGAAAAAGACUCUUGGGAAUUAUGUAACAAGUGUAAUAUGAUGAGACCAAAGCGUUCCCAUCACUGCAGUAGAUGUGGGCACUGUGUUAGGAGAAUGGAUCAUCACUGUCCAUGGAUUAAUAAUUGUGUUGGUGAAGAUAAUCAUUGGCUGUUUCUGCAGUUGUGCUUCUACACAGAACUCCUGAGUUCUUACACACUCCUACUUGAUUUCUGCCACUAUUAUUACUUUGAACCACUAAGAAAAGUUAAUGCGGAUGUUUUUGUGUUUAGACAUGAGCUUGCCCUAACAAGAAUAUCAACAUUCAUGGGUAUAAUUAUGUUAGUUGGAAUUACUGGACUCUUUUAUACUCAGCUAAUUGGUAUAUUUAAUGACAUUACAAGUAUAGAAAAACUGGCCAAUUGUUGUGAAGAAAUAUCAAGACCUCGAAAGCCAUGGCAGCAGACCUUCUCAGAAGUUUUUGGCACUCGCUGGAAGAUCCUGUGGUUUAUUCCUUUCAGGCAAAGGCGACCACUGCGCGUUCCCUACCACUUUGCCAAUCACGUCUAAACAGAUGGAUGGUAGGCACAGAUGGGUUCUCCAUGCUGGAUGUGUGUUGCAGGUUUUGUGAUAAUAGAACUAUGGCACUUCUAAAGUCAAUUAAAAUCUACCCACCAAUCUUAGACGUCACAACGUGCCCCAGGCUUUAUUUUAAUAAUGAAGAUCUUUAUUUUGCUUAGGGAUUAAGACACACUUCUCUAUUUACGUUCAAAGUGUACUUACAUUCAGAUUAGCAUUGCAGAGAAAUCACUGCAGGUUCAUAAUAAAAAAAAAAGAUUGAUGUACAAAUAUUACUUUUCUUUUGAUACUGGAUAAUACAAUUGAUUUUGCUAGAAAUGCUGUCAUUUACACAGACCAACAGGUUUGGAAGUGUCUUGACUGGUUUGAAUUGCUUAUUUUUUUUUAUCAGUCAUACUAGCUGGAUUAUGUAGAAAUGUCUGUUUUCCUAUUCAUCAGUUUUAAUGCCUCCAAUGCCUUUUUAUUUAUGAUGCAUGAUAUUAAAAUGCAGCUUAUCUCUAGAGAAGACUGGCAUUUUAACCGUGGAUUUUUAAAAGGAACAAUGAUGUUUGUUCCUCAUGUUUUAAAAAAAAGUUAUGUAAAAACACAACAUAAAAUCCAUUACUAUUUUGAAAGAAAAAUAGGUUAUAAAAUGUGCAUUUUUCUCUUCUUUGUACAUGCAAUAAUUAGCCUUAAGUGCUAGAUGUGUCUUAGAAGUAUAUACUGAAUUAAAAAAAAAUACAAAGCUUAUGCCAUGAUCCAACCAAAGUUAAGCACCUUUUAAAUCCUACUUAUAUUAGUGAUACAUAUAGUAUUUUUUCAUUCACUCCCAAAAAAACAGGCAAACUGCUGCACUGCAAAUGGAAUACUGGCGGAUACGUUUUUCUGGGUUUAAGCUGCAAUCCUACACACUUACCUAUAAGUCAUUUAUUUUGUAUUGAUAUGCAUAGGAUUCUACUAAGUGCCUAAUUUUGGUGUGAUUGUGCCUAUAAAAUUUAUCAACAUUUACUAUAUCAUAUCGACUGAAAACAUAUACAGUACUGUGUUGUUGUUUCUAUGUACUAUGUUUCUUGUUUUGUACUGUCACCACUAGAAGUAUUUAAAAUGUAAAUUUCAUGCGUUCAUAGAUCGGGUAAUAUAUGUUGGAGAUAUUUUAACAAUAGUAUUUAUAGAGUAAAUAUAGAUGUUACAUUUAGCAUUAUCUACUCUGUAUUACAUUCUAAAUAGAUGAUAGGAAGCGAAGCAGGCAUGCCUGUAAAGUGAGAUUCCGAUUGGUAAAAAUAGGUAAUUUGAGUUGUAGAUAAAUCAGUCUUUUGGUUUGCAUCCCAGCUAUUUUUUAAUAGUAAAAUUUUAGGAAGCUCAUUCUUUUAAAAGAGAUGUUUGCUGAUCCGAGGCUUAUAUAGAAAUAAAAUCAGUGAUCAGUUUUGAAAACUGUUUAAGAAACAUCCAUUUAUGUAAUUAAGAAGUAUGGGGAUAUGGAAGUGGCCUUGAGUUUCUGGAUAAAGGACAGGAUAUUCGUCUAAUAAAUAAAUAGGCCUAAAUGGGAGGACAUGUUGACUCAAGAUCAGGCUUACAACAGGCAUGACAUACCUAAGUGCAUUGUUGAGAAUGCAUUUUUUCAUUCACUUGGCCUUAUCCUAUCCUUUCUCACUUAUGUUUGCCAAAUAAGUCAAGAAGUGAAAGGUGUCUUUAGUUCUUGCAUCUCUACUGUACUUUUGAGCCUUUGUGCUUAUAAGAGCUGCAAGCCUGCCAUAUCUAACUUUGAGGCCCAUAGUUACAGAUAGUCCUCAACUUACAACCACAACACAGCCCAAAAUUUAUGUUGCUAAGCGACAAAUUUGUUAAAU
Molecule: messenger RNA, 2863 nt
Organism: Thamnophis sirtalis
Lineage: Eukaryota; Metazoa; Chordata; Lepidosauria; Squamata; Natricidae
Gene: ZDHHC21
Product: zDHHC palmitoyltransferase 21
Biological process (GO): peptidyl-L-cysteine S-palmitoylation; protein targeting to membrane
Cellular component (GO): Golgi apparatus; endoplasmic reticulum
Molecular function (GO): protein-cysteine S-palmitoyltransferase activity
Source: RefSeq, a predicted model, not a curated record